AUGCAACAGUCUAUUCUUACGGUUUCUCUUUUGGCCAUCAUUGUUUCUUCGACUGAACUUUCGAAUGAGACAAGCAUUGCUCCAGUUGUACGACGCUGGAAGCGCCAUUGCGGCAGUCAAGGUUGCGCUCCAGCGGUUUGCCAAAAAUGCCCAUCUUGCUGCAGCAUGCAACCAGUCUUCAAUAUCAAUUUUAACUGUUGCAAUUCCCCAAGACCAAAUCCAUCUUGUUGCUCAGCUCCAGCUCCACCACCGCCGCCACCGCCAGCUCCAUGCUGUGGACCAGCUCCACUCCCACAGCAGCCAUGCUGCGGACCAGCACCACCAGCACCAUUGCCGGCGCCAGUUCUCUGCUGCAAGGCAGCUCCAGUUCCAGAAAAUCCGUGCUGCCAAGCAUUAGCUGGUCCACCACCACCAGCUCCAGUUUCGCCAUCGUGCUGCGCCGCGGCCCCAGCUCCAGCCAACCCGUGUUGUCAACCAGUGCAGCCACCGCCAUGCACUUGCAAUGCUCCAAGACCAGUCCCAUGUCGUUGCGCAGCUGUUCAGCAGUUUGCGGACUGUCCAAAUUGCGAUGCCCCACAGCCAAGAUGCUCUGGAUAUGCUGCACAGUGCACUUACAGAAGAAUGAGACGCGAUGUCCAUCAACAAAUCCUCCAAUCGUUCCACGCAACCUAUUAA
Caenorhabditis bovis is the source of this 675-nucleotide messenger RNA. The record is from the annotation of a GenBank genome assembly. NCBI's taxonomy places the organism in Eukaryota, Metazoa, Nematoda, Chromadorea, Rhabditida, Rhabditidae.